Pyricularia grisea is the source of this 306-nucleotide messenger RNA. RefSeq lists its product as uncharacterized. The record is from RefSeq and is a predicted model, not a curated record. NCBI's taxonomy places the organism in Eukaryota, Fungi, Ascomycota, Sordariomycetes, Magnaporthales, Pyriculariaceae. The transcript has 2 exons. Bases 1 to 306 code for a protein of 101 amino acids.
AUGGUGGUGAAACGGAGCCGUACUCAGUCUUCCUUGAUUUUUAGCAACAGUCAAGGAAUCUACCAAAAAGCGGUGAGGCAGAUUGAGGCGCAACACUCGGAAAGAUCCAGAUACUUUACUCCGUAUGAUACUGUAUUUCAGUACUAUGUGAGUUAUUUGUUUGGCGAUCAAUUCCGCACUCGGCCCAGAGACCCAAGUCAACAAUUGCAUUCCCAGUAUUUGAUAUAUAGCAAUACGUGGUCAAUUCUUGACUGCCUGCCAAAACUGUUUUCAAGGACCUCCAUGGUUGUCACACCGCAUGAGUGA